Molecule: messenger RNA, 777 nt
Organism: Hibiscus syriacus
Lineage: Eukaryota; Viridiplantae; Streptophyta; Magnoliopsida; Malvales; Malvaceae
Product: probable receptor-like protein kinase At1g80640
Exons: 4
Coding region: 1-777 (258 amino acids)
Biological process (GO): protein phosphorylation
Molecular function (GO): protein kinase activity; ATP binding
Source: RefSeq, a predicted model, not a curated record
AUGAAAAAGAAGUUUCUGCCUCUGCUUCUUUGCCUUGUUUCUUUUCAUGAAGCCAUUGUUGUUUUUGUGGUGAGGCCCUGGAGUGAGGAGAACAAAAGAAUGAGUUUGUCAAAGAAAAUGUUAAUAGCUCUCGGUGUUGCUUGUUCUUCAUUGGGUGUAAUUAUCUCUUCGUUGUUUGGUUUAUGGAUUUGUUACAAAAAGGAUUCACUUGAACCCGUAAAAAAUAAUGCCAACAACUCAGUCUAUGAGGAUGCUUCCAAGGAGGGUUUUGCUUCAUUUAUAGAUUACAAGGUACUUGCAGAAGCUACCAACAAGUUUCAUCAAAGUAAUAUUCUGGGAAUUGGUGGAUUUGGAUGUGUUUACAAAGCUCAAUUCAUUGAUGGUUCUUAUGCUGCUGUCAAGAAGUUGGGAUGUUCAAGUCAUGAUGCAGAACAAGCGAAUGAGGUGGAUUCGCUUUCUAAGUUCAAGCAUUUAAACAUAAUUUCAUUGUUGGAUCUCAGCAGUUACAGUGAGACAAGGUUUACUGUCUAUGAAUUGAUGCAAAAUGGUUAUUUGGAAACUCAAUUACAUGGUAAGAGAACUAAGAAGCUCUCUUCUUUUAAUCUCUCACAAAGAUCACAGAAAUGUGAAAAUUUUGUUUUGCUUCAAGACCUUCCCAUUUUUCGCAGUAGGCGUCGACCAAAGUGUCACGGACUUACCUUUUCAACUAGGUUUGCAAUCCCUGCGGCACCUGAAAAGGGAAUCUUCCCAAGUCAAGUCAGCCUCAAUCAUCAAUGA